AUGCUAAUAGUAUUGCUACUUAUGUCUAUGUGUUCAUGGAAAAUAUCAUAUGGUUCUAAAGCUGAGUUUGUAACAUGCGGCACUAUUUUAAAACUGAUUAAUACGGACUUGAAGCUGCGUCUGCAUUCUCACGAUGUUAAGUACGGCUCUGGUUCUGGACAACAGUCUGUGACUGCUGUCGAUGUAUCAGAUGAUAACAAUAGUCAUUGGCUUGUUAAACCUGUUAUGGGAGAAACAUGUAAGCGAGGGUCACCUAUUAAAUGCAAUACAAAUAUUCGCCUACAUCAUAUAGCAACUAAAAAGAACCUUCACUCUCAUUAUUUCUCAUCCCCUUUAUCUGGAAAUCAAGAAGUUUCAUGUUAUGGCGAUGAAGAUGGAGAAGGAGACAGUGGUGAUAACUGGACUGUGGUUUGCAAUAAUGACUAUUGGAGAAGAGACACACCUGUGAAAUUAAGACAUGUAGAUACCACAGCGUAUCUUGCUGGAUCAGGACGAACAUUUGGAAGGCCAAUAAAUGGUCAGGGGGAAAUAGUGGGAGUUAGCUCUCAGUAUGGUACUUACACAGAUUGGCAAGCAAAAGAAGGCCUAUUUAUUCAUCCAGGUGACCCAUUACCACACCAGCAUGCAAUUCAUACUGAAUUA
Iphiclides podalirius (scarce swallowtail) is the source of this 642-nucleotide messenger RNA. The record is from the annotation of a GenBank genome assembly. NCBI's taxonomy places the organism in Eukaryota, Metazoa, Arthropoda, Insecta, Lepidoptera, Papilionidae.